Molecule: messenger RNA, 1195 nt
Organism: Sesamum indicum (sesame)
Lineage: Eukaryota; Viridiplantae; Streptophyta; Magnoliopsida; Lamiales; Pedaliaceae
Product: peroxisome biogenesis protein 19-2
Biological process (GO): protein import into peroxisome membrane
Cellular component (GO): peroxisomal membrane; peroxisome
Source: RefSeq, a predicted model, not a curated record
UCAAUCCCUGCAAACUACUGCAUCUGCCGUAAAAUUUCCCCUAGGAAAUCCCAUCCCUUAAUCCACAACAUAGAUAUUUUCACACUUCUCUAGGCGUAAUAAUAUAUAUACAGCGAGCACAUGACGCAAGAGAAAAAGGGUCCACUCCUUGGAAAAGAUUCACAUCGAUUGCCCACAUAUACGGGAUUCUGAAAAAAGAGGGCAAGAAAACAUAGCGGAGAGGGUUUUGAUGGCCGACCACUCCGAGGAUUUAGACCAACUUCUUGACAGCGCUUUGGAUGAUUUCCAGAGCCUUAACCUCACCGCUUCUGCUCAAAGUGGUGUCGAUAAUAAUUGUCAAAAACCUGGAGAGAGCAAGCAAGAGAGUUCAUCUACAUUGGCAUGUGGAAAUGUUCAAGGAUUGGGAAUGGGAUUGCCUGAUUUGAAGAUUAAGAAAAAGGGUAAACAAAAGGUGCCAUCAGUAAAGCAGGACGCCCAUAUUUCUGAGGCGCUUGAUAAGCUGAGAGAGCAAACUAGGGAGGCGGUCAAAGGUUUGGAGUCGGUGGCCGGUCCAAAACCACCAAUGGGUGCAGAAAAUCUGGGGGGUGAUGCAAUGAUGGAGGAAUGGGUUAAGCAGUUUGAGGAGCUUGCUGGCUCUCAGGAUAUGGAGUCAAUUGUAGAGACCAUGAUGCAACAGCUUCUGUCCAAGGAAAUUCUUCACGAGCCUAUGAAAGAAAUUGGAGAGCGUUAUCCUUUAUGGCUGGAAGAUAAUAAAGCUAAAUUGACAGAUGAAGAAUAUGCACGUUAUACUCACCAAUAUGAGCUUAUAAAAGAAUUGAACCAAGUUUAUGAAACAGAUCCGAGUAACUUCAACAAGAUUGUUGAGCUCAUGCAGAAAAUGCAAGAGUGUGGCCAACCACCUAAUGAUAUUGUGCAGGAGCUUGCUCCAGACUUUGAUCUAUCAACUCUUGGACAAUUGUCUCCAGAGAUGUUGGAGUCUCAACAGAAUUGUUGUAUUAUGUGAGGGGGUGGAGAGAUGCAUUUCCGCUAUCCUGCAGUCUUUUCCGUUAUAGAAAAAUGAUUUUAGAUGCGUCACUUGGAAUUAUUUUGUUUUGAGGCAUGUUGUCUAUAUAUCAAACUCAAGUUUGUUCGACAUCUUCAGCCUUCAUGGCGUUGCCUGAUUAUCUCAAUUUUAUGUCCCAUCUGGAUUCUUGGA